This is a messenger RNA of Rotaria sp. Silwood1, 1347 nucleotides long. Lineage: Eukaryota; Metazoa; Rotifera; Eurotatoria; Philodinida; Philodinidae. The record is from the annotation of a GenBank genome assembly.
AUGGCUACACGAUCCAAAAGACAUUCUGCAUGCAAUUUUAAAACAGACAAAUCAUGGCUCGAUCUUAAAAUUGAUCUGAAUGGAAAAAUUGUAAUGCCUCAAGAACUCGAAAAAGAUAUGGCAGAGCCUCUGGAAAGUGUUGAUAGUAAAAUAUUAGAUCGUGUUCAUGGUUCGAUGAUUGGAAUGGCUUUAGGCGAUGCCCUAGGUGCUCAUGUCGAAUUUCGAUCUAAUCAAUAUCUGCGUAAAAAUCCAGUAACGGAUCUUAAGGGGGGUGGUACAUGGGGCCUCAAUAAAGGAGAGGCAUUUGCGAAAGAACACAAUAUUCCUUUCAAGGAUUUGGAUUAUCUUUCAGAUUCUGAACUUUUGAAUAAGUUCGAUGUGAAGUGCAGUGAAGAAGGUGUAGCUGGAAAUGGAGCACUAAUGCGACUCGCUCCUGUGCCACUGUUCUUUUAUCAAAAUCCUACUAAAGCUAUCGAGUAUUCGGGACAUAGUGGGCUUAUUACUCAUGGCGAUUGCAAAGCCUAUGAUGCUUGUCGCUACUAUGGUGCUCUGAUUGUCAGUGCUCUUCGUGGUGAAACUAAAAAAGAUCUACUUGACGAAAACUUUUACUCAAAACACGAGAAAUGGUUUAAUAAUAAACCCCUCGACCCGGCUAUUCUAGAAGUUGUAAAUGGAUCUUAUAAGAAAGAUGGAUAUAAAAAAGGCAUUCGAGGUCGUGGUUACAUUGUAGAUACUCUUCAAGCUGCUCUAUGGGCAUUUUGGUCCGAUCAUGACAGUUUUGAAGAAGGUGUUCUUGCUGUUGUGAAUCUGGGUGAUGAUACUGAUACAACAGCAGCCAUUUAUGGGCAAUUAGCUGGUGCCUACUACGGUUAUAAUAAGUUACCUAAAAGGUGGACAGACGAAAUGUAUGCCAAAGCAUUUAUUUUAAAUUUGAGCAAAUGGAUCGUUUAUGAAGGAUCGAAAUGGGAAUCAGAAGAGCGGACCACGUCACCUACAUCUGCUUCGAUUGCCAAAUUAUCGUCGGACGAUAGGAAUCAGUUGACUUUUCCACAGACGAGAAGUUCAAGUGCGCAACCACCACCAAGAAGAAAUCGACAGUAUGAAACGAAUGCGCCAACAGAAAAACAAGAUGCAGAACCAGAUUCACCUUCAAAGUUUGAACAAUUGAAUAGUCUUAGUGUAGAUUAUAGACCACAACAAAAUAAUUUUCUCAAUCCAAAUUUACCUGUGAGAUCCGCUUCUCAUAGACGAUCUACAUCGUCUAACCCCAAACCAUUACAAGAUGACGAUCUUACAUCAUCACCUACACGUAAGAGCUCUAAAUUUUUUACUAACAAUAGCGAAUGA